GGACGACUCAGGCAGAGCAAAUGGGGUUGAAAUAACAUGCAUACAAAUGUACACGGCCUCGACUCACCAAACAUAUUCCUCAAUCCUCCGGUAGUACUAACUAUUACCAGUAAUUCCCCAAAGUAGAAAAAAAACUCCAAACAAACAAACCCCUAAUCUUCCCAGACAGUUUUCGCUUCCGUUUUCCUCAAAAUCGCAAAAGAUUUAUAUAUAAUAUGGCGGAAAACGAGAGUUUUUCUAGCCGGAAAUCGGUCGGAAAGGCGCCGGAGAGGUCGAAUUUUACUCAGACUUGCAAUCUAUUGAGCCAGUAUUUGAAGGAAAAGAGAAGUCUUGGAGAUAUUGGCUUUGGAAAGCCUGGAAAUUUGGAAUCCAGAGAAAAGCCAGAAACAUUCCGGCCGCCGAUGACGACGAUGAACUUCCUGACGAACAUGGAAAAUCCAUCGGAGACCGGAAAAGAAAACGGCGUCGUAGAAUCAACCAACGCGAAAUCCGUCGGUUUUUUACCUCAGUUUGUGGGUUUUGGUUCCUCCAGUUCCAUUAAUAAAGAUUUUAACCGAGCUGAUAUCAGGAAACCGGCAACAAUGGAGCCUGAAACUGCUCAGAUGACUAUAUUUUACGGCGGCCAAGUGUUGGUGUUCAAUGACUUUCCGGCCGACAAGGCCAAGGAAAUCAUGGCUUUGGCCGGCAAAGGAAACUCAAACUCUGGUGGCUUGGUUUCUUCAACUCCUCCCUUGGAGAAACUCGAAUCCAGCAUUUCUAAUGCCCCUGAGUCAAGCCCUGUACCCAUGCCUGAGAAAAAUUCCACCCAUGAACGCCUUCAACGACGACCUCAAGCCACUGAUUCCGAAAUGCCAAUUGCAAGAAGAGCUUCACUCCAUCGUUUCCUGGAGAAAAGAAAAGACAGGGCAGCAGCAAAAGCACCAUACCAAGUGAACCACCAUCAUGCAUCUCCUUCCAAACCUGAUGAGGAUGGUCAAUGUUCAAAUCAGCUGGAUCUAAACUUAUAGCUUACUCUUAGUGAUAUUUAUAAAAAGCUCACCAUUUAUCUUAUUACAUUAUUAGGUUACAAAUUAAUAAUUAUCCGGUUUAAGCUUCAUUAAACUCCUAACCAUACUUGUUACGCCUAUUGUACCCUUUUUUUUUGGUUAAUUCGCUCUUACAAUUUUUGUAAUUAUUCAUUUUAUGAUGAUUAUUUUCAAGAGAUCCUUUAUGAAGUAGAUAUAUUGUGGAUGAAA
Molecule: messenger RNA, 1235 nt
Organism: Ziziphus jujuba (common jujube)
Lineage: Eukaryota; Viridiplantae; Streptophyta; Magnoliopsida; Rosales; Rhamnaceae
Product: jasmonate ZIM domain-containing protein 1
Exons: 5
Coding region: 216-1007 (263 amino acids)
Biological process (GO): response to wounding; regulation of jasmonic acid mediated signaling pathway; regulation of defense response
Cellular component (GO): nucleus
Source: RefSeq, a predicted model, not a curated record